This is a messenger RNA of Cyclospora cayetanensis, 564 nucleotides long. RefSeq lists its product as uncharacterized. The record is from RefSeq and is a predicted model, not a curated record. Lineage: Eukaryota; Apicomplexa; Conoidasida; Eucoccidiorida; Eimeriidae. The coding region runs from base 1 to 564 and encodes 187 amino acids. The transcript is spliced from 4 exons.
AUGGCAGAUGGGAGGGCGGCACCACAGGCAUGCGAGCAAAGGGCCUGCCUCGACUACGGUGAUUUGGAGGAUGGCGAAUGCUGGAUGCCGUUUCACCGAUCGGCUCCUGAUACUGCUAAUGGCGAGGCGGGGUGGGACCUCGGCGGAUUCGUCUCCCCAUUCCAGUGCGUCCUCGGAAAAGAUCCAGGUGAUUGCCAGGGCACUCGAACUUACGGAGAAGGAUGUUGUUUACGAGUGAGUCCUCACGCGCAGGUUGCUACGACCACUGGAACAAAUUCAACGCCAGGCGUUCAAUUGAAGAUCCUACAUGGUUCUACAUCAGUGCUGGUCAAGUGUAGCUUUUUGCGAGUAAGGUGUUUUUGCAGUCUUGGAUGCGGCGAUGGGCGCUUUGUCAUUGAGUGCUGCCGCUUGGCAAACUGCAAUGGCGUUGGGCUGGAUCUAGACGAAAAGCUUGUUGCCAAGGCGCAACGGAACGCUGCUGCUGCGGGGACUAUUCGCGCCGAGUUUUUCCAAGGGAAUUUUCUCGAUCCGCAUCUUGACUUAUCGCGUGCAACUGUCAUGUAG